AGCGCUCUGUCAGUGUUAUAGCUUUGUUUAUAUAUACAUCCAAAACCCAGUUUGGGAAGUAGCAAUAGGCAGCUAACCAGACACUGAUUUUGAAGAAAGAUUCACUCGUUGCGUUCCAUUAUUCUUUCCCAUUUUGUACUUGUUCAAUCGUCUCAAACCUGAUUCAGAGGUUUGGGCGUUCGUUCAAUUUAAGUAGUUGAAAUGGGAGGAGCAGGUUUGCUGUCUUUUCUUGCAAUCUUGGCGUUUUGGAGUGUCUCUGUAGCAAGAGCAGAGGAUGCUUACAAGUAUUAUACGUGGACUGUCACUUAUGGAACUAAGUGGGUACUUGGCCCAGAAGAUCAGCAGAUCAUACUCAUCAAUGGUCAAUUUCCUGGUCCUACUCUUGAGGCUGUGACCAAUGAUAACAUAAUCCUCAACGUCGUGAACAAGUUGGAUGAGCCUUUCCUUUUGACAUGGAAUGGGAUCAAACAAAGAAAGAAUUCUUGGCAAGAUGGUGUGUUGGGAACUAAUUGUCCAAUCCCGCCCAACUCAAAUUACACGUACAAAUUCCAAACUAAGGAUCAAAUUGGAAGCUACACAUAUUUUCCAUCGACUAGGAUGCACAGAGCUGCUGGAGGUUUUGGAGCCCUUAAUAUCUAUGCUAGAUCGGUGAUUCCAGUUCCAUAUGCCAAGCCUGCUGGAGAUUUCACCCUACUUAUUGGUGAUUGGUAUCAUGGUGGUCACCAGAGAUUGCAGAAAAUACUGGAUUCAGGAAAACCCCUGCCUUUCCCUGAUGGAUUCCUUAUACAUAGCCAUGAUGGACCUACCUUCACUGGUGAUCAAGGGAAAACCUACAUGUUCAGGAUUUCGAAUAUUGGCUUGUCCACCUCUUUCAACUUCAGAAUUCAGGGUCAUAAGUUGAAGCUUGUCGAGGUCGAAGGGUCUCAUGUCCUUCAGAACAUGUACGAUUCUCUUGACGUCCAUGUGGGUCAAUCUGUGACUGUCCUGGUCACCUUGGAUCAGUCUGUAAGAGACUAUUACGUAGUUGCAUCCACAAGGUUCACAGAUACAGUCUAUGGUGCCACUGCAGUUGUGCACUAUAGUAACUCUGAGAUUCCCGUUUCUGCGCCUGCCCCAGAUGGUCCAACUACUGAAGUAGAAUGGUCUAUUGAUCAAGCUAGAUCGUUCAGGUGGAAUCUGACCUCGAAUGCAGCAAGGCCUAACCCUCAGGGUUCUUUCCACUAUGGGAAAAUAAAACCAUCGAGGACAAUCGUGCUGGCUAAUUCAGCACCUAUCAUCAAAAGGAAGCAACGAUAUGCCGUCAAUGGGGUCUCCCACAUCAACUCUCACACUCCUUUGAAGCUCGCCGAUUACUUCAACAUCUCCGGUGUUUUCCUCCUUAACUCCAUCCCGAGUGCUCCAUCUGGCAGUGGUGCCAAGCUAACAAAGGCUGUGAUGGGAGCUUCUCUCCAUGAAUUCAUCGAAGUAGUCUUUCAAAACAAUGAGGACACGUUGCAAUCGUGGCAUCUCGAUGGUUAUGAUUUCUGGGUUGUCGGAUUCGGAUCAGGACAGUGGACACAAGCUAGCAGGAAAACGUACAAUCUUGUUGAUGCCUUGACCAGACACACCACACAGGUAUAUCCCAAAUCUUGGACUGCUAUCCUAGUAUCAUUGGACAACCAGGGUAUGUGGAACAUGAGGUCUGCAAUAUGGGGAAGACAAUACCUCGGACAGCAAUUUUAUCUCAGGGUUUACAAUCCAACACAGAGUCUAGCCAAUGAAUACAACAUACCGUCUAAUGCUCUGCUCUGCGGUAAAGCCGUCGGCCAUAGACAUCCUUAGUUAGUCUAAAGAUUUUAUAGAGUGUUUAUUCUGUUUUCUGGUCAUGAGAGGUUGGCUGCUUUUAUACACAGGGAGUGAGAUUCUUGACUUCUUCAAUUUGUAUAUCAAACAUAUAAUUUAACAGUUUGGAUCAACUUAGACGCUCUUUGUAGCA
This is a messenger RNA of Sesamum indicum (sesame), 1975 nucleotides long. Its product is annotated as protein SKU5 SIMILAR 14. Gene Ontology annotation, molecular function: oxidoreductase activity; copper ion binding. The record is from RefSeq and is a predicted model, not a curated record. Lineage: Eukaryota; Viridiplantae; Streptophyta; Magnoliopsida; Lamiales; Pedaliaceae.